Messenger RNA from Metopolophium dirhodum (rose-grain aphid), 933 nucleotides. Its product is annotated as sperm microtubule associated protein 2-like. Lineage: Eukaryota; Metazoa; Arthropoda; Insecta; Hemiptera; Aphididae. The record is from RefSeq and is a predicted model, not a curated record. The transcript is spliced from 7 exons. The coding region runs from base 1 to 933 and encodes 310 amino acids.
AUGUCGUACCACUCUGACGAGAAUGAGUUUCUCAGAGCCCUAGGGGUAUCUUCGGAUGGCCUGCAAAAAGAAUUUUCAAAUCCAGUCGUAUGUAAAAAAAAGAAGACAAAAACGGCAUACGACCAUUACAUUAAAAUGUAUCGAAGGAUUCGCAUAGAGAUGUUGAGUAGACCUAUGUGUCGGAAAUUGCGACCAUGGCCAAAUCCAAAACUCGAGGGGCCUUUUGAGAUUUCUCGUGCAGCUCUUAAAGCUAAACUUACAGAUAGAUUGGAAUAUUUAGCAAUACCAAAACAAGAAAGCGAUAGUUGGAAAAGCUAUUACUCGCCAACUGUGUCACGAGGGAACAAAAUAAAAACAAUUAGUGAUCGAUUGAUCACACUGUCCAAGCCCAAACCGUGCAUAGAUGAUAUGGAUGAAAACAUUGUAAAAACACGUUUUAAAAGCAAAAAUGAAUGGCUGGCUUAUAUGAAAAAACUCAAAAUAUUCGGUGCACCCAGACGAACGCCGCCAUGUUCCCCGCUGCCAAAGAGAAAGAAAAAACCAUUAGAAACAAUUAUGACACGUCUUGAACCGUUGUCCCAACCCGUCAAUCGUCCCCCGAACAUGAAUGAAAAGACAUAUGAAGAAUUAUACACGAUUAAAAGUACAGCUUUGAAAUAUAACGCCAGUGAUAGAACUAAAAAUCUGGCUGUUGCCAAGCAAUUAAAUGAAGAGACUUUGAUGGAUAUAAAUUACAAUCCACUAGAUAAACUCAUUAACGCGAAAAAAUACAUUGCUACAGACAGGAUCAAAGAACUGUCGAUACCAAAAGUCAGGGAAACUCCAAAAACGUUUGAUGUUAAAGCGGACGCAUUUACAGUCAAUCCGAAUGCAUUAAAAGCUUGGUGUUCGCCGAGAAUAAAACGAUUGGCCCAACCCAUCGUAAGAGAUUAA